This is a messenger RNA of Menidia menidia (Atlantic silverside), 1830 nucleotides long. Lineage: Eukaryota; Metazoa; Chordata; Actinopteri; Atheriniformes; Atherinopsidae. The record is from the annotation of a GenBank genome assembly.
AGGCGGAACCAUAGUGAUGAGGGCGGCAAAACGGAGGGAAAUUUAAAAUGGUCCGGACUGCCUAACAAAUGACAACGAACAACUAACAGUUAGUUCCUCACCGUCAGAGCGUCAUUUUUAAAAUCUAGUUUUGUAGCCGCGAGGGUGUUAAAAGACAUCUGAGCAGUUUUAGAGUAAUUUUUUAGCUCAUAAUGGAGUCACACCACGACAAGGUUUUAGACUCUCCUUCCAAAAACAGCUACAUUGGGAGUUACUACCAGCCUCCAGACAGGAUACCAUCAGUGUCAAGACAACUGAAGCUUCCUGCUCAUUCAUCCGUCAGCAUUGACCACACUGCCAGCCCUCUGUCUCAGACUACACGCAAUAUAGACAGUAAAGCUGUUGUUGAUGCACUAAAAACCCUCCAAGAGAAAAUCAGGCGGCUUGAGCUGGAGAGGACAGAAACUGAGAAGAGCUACAUCCAGUAUUCACAUGAUUCUCAAAAGCGACAGCAGGUCACUGCAUCAUUCAGUCAAACUGCAGCUAACCUACCCGGUCCGGAAAGCUCUGUUAGGAAAGAGCUCGACUUAAAGCUUCAGUCUGCAGAGGCUCGCUGUAAGGUUUUAGAGAAGCAGCUGGACUACAUGAGGAAAAUGGUUGAAAACGCCAAAAAGGAGAGGAAUGUGCUCAUGGAAAAUCAGGCUUCACUGCAAGGCCAGCAAACCAGCAGCUCAAGCAACAGAACUCAGCAGGAGAAGCUGGAGAAACUGGAGUCUGAAUGUCAAAAAUUGAACAGAACCCAAACUGCAGCAGAGGUAUUGCAGAGGGAGAUAGACGUCAACCUGCGACUGUCCAUGCCAGCCACUGAAGAAACGAAGCCAAAGAAGAAAACAAGAAACAAGACUGGGAAAGCCUUUAAAAAGACCGAGCUGGCAUCGGGCAGCCCGACGCACAAAAAGAUGCCCUUUGUUGCAGGAACAUCAAUAAGUCCGAGCCACUCAGUUCACGCCAAUUUACAAAGCAUCCUUCACAUGAUGAAGCACCAUCAACCCAAGCUGUGUGAACAAGUCAGCGCCCUGCACCGGUCAGGAUGUGGAGCCAGGAAAAGCCUCCAGAGGGACUUUUCUACAUCUGCUGCUGUUUCCCUGAAGCCCGACAGCCUAUCAGUGAGGACGUCUCUCGGCUCGCUGUCCGACAUACUUUUGGCUCUGCAGGAUGAGCUUGGACAGAUGAGUUUUGAGCACCAGGAGUUGGAGCAGCAGAUAGACGCGGCCCAAUAUGGAGGCCACAGAGAGGACCUGAAGAGAGACCUGGAGAGACUGGUCAUCAGGAUGGAGGAGAAGUCAGCCCAGAUCUCCAAGCUCCGCAAACACCAGGAUGCGGUCCAUAGACUGAAGCAGAGCCAGUCACAUGACGAGGAUCACACAGCCAGGCCGCUGAAUUGGAUCAGGCCACCUGCUCCUUCCCCCGUUAAGACCAAACAGAAAGCGAAGAAAGGUAUGAUGAGUCAAAAGAACCUUCAGCUUCUCAAAGAAAGCCAGAAGUUCAGAAAAAGCCUACAACAAAAUGACUUGUUCUGGGAAACAUGAGCCUCUCCCACACAGAGCUAAAUAAAGUACAAGAUGCCCUGCAGUCUGUUUCACCUGCCUAUAAACAGCCUGUGAACAAGCUUUGGUAAUAAAUUACAGACUGAAUAAAGUGCUUUUCACGUUGUGAAACCUAUUAGCCAGUAUGGGUCCCUCAUGGGUGAGCAUUGAUGGACUUUCACUUUAAACUGUUUAAAUUAUGUCAUUCAGACUGCUGAAAUAAAGAUGGAUUGAUUUACAUUUUGUUUUUUAAUAAAGCUUUGGU